ACAUGAACUUUGUGGAAGAGUCUGGAAGUGUCGCCCUGGACAGGGCUGUCGUUGACCAACACGGCCUGAUGGUGGCCAAAGUGGUGGCCAUGGUGGUGCUCAUUGUCAUCACUGUGAUCUGCGGCAGUCUGCCGUACAUGCUGGAUCGCUGCCUCGAGUGGACCAAGCAGAAUCCCGAGGAAACCCGCUCAUCGACGGUGGUGCGUUGUCUGCUGUUCUUCGGCGGUGGAGUGCUGAUCUGCACCACAUUUCUGCACAUGCUGCCGGAGAUAAUUGAGGUGGUGGAGAAGCUGCAGUCGUGCGGAGUUCUAGCGGACACACCCUUUGCCCUGCCGGAAAUGCUGCUCUGCACGGGCUUCUUUCUGAUGUACGCGCUGGAUGAGCUGAUGCACAGCGUCGUGCAUCGCCACCAGAAGAAGCUCGACAGGAAGGAGUCGGUGGCUAGUUGCGCCUUCGAGCGGGGACACAGCAUACGGCGGAGUGUACUCGUGAGCAAAAGAGGCGCCGAGGAGCCAAGGAUCCUACACGAAGACGAGCAGCAGCCCAAGGAUCAUCAUGGACACUCGCACAUGCCCGUGGGAUCAGGCAGCGACAGCGUUGGUUCCUCCAUGCGCGGACUGGGUAUUAUCUUGGCACUCUCCCUCCAUGAGCUCUUCGAGGGCAUGGCCAUUGGACUGGAGGGCACCGCCGGCACCGUUUGGUUCAUGUUCGCUGCGGUGGCUGCCCACAAGCUGGUGCUGGCCUUUUGCGUGGGCAUGGAGCUGCUGGUGGCUCGCACGCGUAGCUCGCUGGCCAUCAUCUACCUCAUAACCUUCUCGAUUGUCACGCCCAUUGGCAUCGGUGUGGGCAUCGGGAUCAGUCAGAAUGUGCAGCCGAAUCAGCCGAGCGUCCCAUCGGGCAUACUGCAAGGCAUCGCCUCGGGCACACUGCUUUAUGUCGUCUUCUGCGAAAUUCUCACCGAAAACCAUGCCGGCUGGCGCGCCUACAUAGCCGCCCUCGCCGGUUUCGCCCUGAUGUUCGGACUGCAAAUACUUUCUGACGUAGCGGAGGGCGACGAUGGCCUGGUGUGUUCCUAGAAUUGCCACCACUCGACAGGAUGUACCAGAAAGCAAUAUAUUUCAUCAAAUGCUGUUGAGUGUGAUGGAUAUAUUGGG
Molecule: messenger RNA, 1154 nt
Organism: Drosophila subobscura
Lineage: Eukaryota; Metazoa; Arthropoda; Insecta; Diptera; Drosophilidae
Gene: Zip42C.1
Product: zinc transporter ZIP1
Exons: 2
Coding region: 3-1076 (357 amino acids)
Biological process (GO): zinc ion transmembrane transport
Cellular component (GO): plasma membrane
Molecular function (GO): zinc ion transmembrane transporter activity
Source: RefSeq, a predicted model, not a curated record